CACACAAAAAGUAUAAAAACACGUGGCGCCAUCCAAUUCUCUGCAUACUUAGUCUUAGCAUAUUGCAGUGUUUUAUAAAUGUAUAUAUAAUAUUCAAUGAGAAUAAUGAAAUUGAUGUUUUAUAUAAACUAUUGGAAAAAAGUAAAUCAAUUUAAGUAACGUAAGUGUUGUAUUACCUUCUAAAAGGUAAAGUAGGUAAAAACAAAAAAAUAAUACACGAUAUGUUUAUAAUAUAUUGUUAUAAAUGAGAGAGGGGAAACAAUUGAAGUAGAUCUAUUAGAUACCAUAAAAAAUGUAUCGAUCCUUUAUGAUAAAAUAUAGCGAGAUAGAAGUACGUUUUUUUAAACUCGAAUAUUUUAACAUAAAAGAUGGCGGGAUUGCAGGAAAUAGAGAAGAAAGCGCGUACCAUUAACGCAAGAUUUAUGGCUUAUAUGGAGAAACAUCGCUUAUACGAACUGUUUUACGAAAUAGCAACUCAAUUAAUGAUCCAAAAACCUGAAGAUCAUCUUGUAUUUAUGAAGCAAUAUCUUCAACUUGCUGCUAAAAGACUCAAUGUUCCUAACAUUAUCCUUAUCGCACCUGCAACUUCUUCGGGUCGCUAUUUUAAGACUUAUUUGCUUGAAUUGAAAAGAAAAAAGAAAAAAUAUUUCAUAUGGACAGAUAGAAUGGCCUUGGCUAAUGUUCUUCGCGAAGAAUUGGGAGUACAUCCUUUAACCUUGAAAGAUCUUCGUAAAGCUUGCUCUCAGCAUGACGAUGAUUGUCGGUGCGAGGAAUCGGAAGAUCUUGCAUAUGCAAUGAAGAAAAUUCUACAACGCGGAACUUUUCAUGAAAGUGGAUGGCUAUUAGUUGACUUACCAAGAACGAAAAGAGAAGCACAAAUAUUCCAGCGUAGCGGAAUAAUACCAACGCAUGUGAUACAACUUAUAGUUUCAGAUGACAAUGAAAACUGGGGAAAUAUUUGCACAGAUGCAUUCGCUUGCCGCGAAACAUGUAAUCCUACAGACACAGAGAAAAAUAUAAAAAAUCGUCGUUACUUGAAAAAUUGUCGGGGCUUAUUGGAAGCGUACAGGCAUUGUUUAAUACUUGAAAAAAAAAAAAUUGAUUUCAAGGCAGUCGAGGUAGGUAUCAGGUCCAUCGACGAACUUGGGAAAGAUUGUGCAAAACUGGCAAAAACAAAGAAACAUUGUGGAGCACCGUCGCUUUUUCGCAUUGCGCUUAUUGGAUUUAGGGGAUCUGGUUGCACUACAUUAGCAAAAUAUUUGGCCGAACGAUUCAAUCUUGUUCACAUUGAUUACGAUUAUAUCGCAGAACAGGCGCGCUUACAACAGAAUCCUUUGGGGGAAAUGCUUCGAUUGUUCGAGUACAAAUGGGGGGAAAGACCGAAGCCUGAAAUUAGGAUUCAAAUCGUCGAAAAACACAUAUCCGGGUAUGAGUGUUUGAAAAGGGGUUGGGUUUUAACUGGAUAUCCAAAAACUGUAGAAGAUUUUAAACUAUUAGAUUUGAAUCCUACGCCUCCAAAUAGAGUAAUAUUUGUGGAAGCGAGUGGUGACAUUUGCAGAGAAAGACUGCUUAAUCGUAGAUACAAUAUCGUCACUGGAAGCAAGCACAUUUUGUCGACAGCAAAUUAUGCCGUUAACGAUGAUUGCAAAUUAGGUGUACAUCCCAGAGAUUUCAGACUAAUCGUAGAACGAGAUCUUCAAGAGUACGAAGAGAAUGUGAUCGACAUGAUGCAGUAUGCAGGUGAAUCCGCGAUAAAGAUCGAUGGAAACGAGGAAGAAAGGAUCGUCCGAGAAAAGGUAGAAGCAAGUAUAAUGCGUCCAGUUCCACCCUGGUAUUCGAGGGUGCCAAGACCUUCACCUGUGAUCGAUCCCAUGAGCAACGAAUUUGACCCGGAUGACGAACCCGAUUCCAGCGUGUUUGAUAAUAUACGUGCCCCCGAGCCUACGUAUACUUUUAUCUAACUUAUAGCCGUCGACCCUACUUUACCUUCCGUAAGGGUAGAAAACGGGAUACUUCUAAUGCAUCCUGUUAUCCUAGUACGCAGAGCAUCUUAUUUCCACAACAUCACACCAUUUGCAUGAUGCCAUGUAUGGAUUUUUUAAUACGUAUAGCUACUUUUAUUACUUUUAUUGUUUAAAUUACGAUGUAAAGAAUUAUCGAUAUAAGCAAAUUUCGAUAGAAAAUUUGUGAAAUACAGCUACUUACUUGUAUUUCCUUACAAUAAUCUUUGUGCUAAUAAACUUUAGCGACGUCCUUCGAUAUUAUUAUUUGCUCUGCGAGUAGUAGGAUCAACGAUUACGUGGACUGUAGACGAUACGUCAACCUGUUUGCUUGGGAAUCGCACCACGGGUAGUAUAUCGAUGUGGAAGUAAACAGUGUUUCGUCGAGAAAAGAAUACAGUAUAUAGUUGAAUUAAGGAUAUCACGCGGCUACAUUAACAAGUAUAAUUGCCUCAAACGCGAAGCAUAUUUCCGGAUCAAGGGUGUAUAGAGUGGGAUAGGUCGCAACACGAUUGCAGAAUGUACGCAGGACUUGCUACGAACGAUGAAAUCCUGCUUACUUUGCCCAGCAGUUACUAAGACCUUUGCCUUUUUCAGGAGAAAUUUGCCAAAUUGCGUGCUUGAUGUCUUCAUCCUGAUAUCGAGAGAAUGUGAUGUAUGUGUUCUACAUAUUAUCGAGAUCUUCGCGAUGGCUAAUUGCGAAUAUAAGGAUUGGUUGUUUAUCGCGUUAUUGGAAGUACGAUCCGACGAAACAGUUUUGCUAUUUUAUUCAAAGGAUAGAAAUUUGUACUAUAUUACUUACUUUUGCAUAAAAGUAGAAUUCACCGUUACAACGACUACUUUGAUUCAAACUUGGAUAAGUUAAAAAUUCGUCGGUUCAGUUACCGAUCGGAACUGAUUUCUGUAAAACUACGUACAACCCGGAAGUAAAGAGGAAACUUGGGUCGAGGAAAGUAGAGUCGGAUGGAGGUGAAAUGCAAGGAAAUGCUGCAUAAAUGUUGGAAGCAAUAUUCCAGUAUAAAACAUGUUUCUUAAGUAUUGAAGUAAUCGUAAACUGAGAGGGGAAGAACGUCUUUGUGACUUUGAAAUUUUAGCAAGUAACCGAUCAAUUUUUAUUCUCUGUUUUAUCGAUGACACGAAAUGAUUCUUUUUCUGCAAGUUCUGGAAGUGGCUGAUCUAAUUUAAUUAACAUAGAUAUUAUAUUUUAUCAAGUAUUAAUCCUAUCUACUUAUACUGGAUAGGAUGUCUAUAAGCUUUAGGUCUAUUGGCAUUAGGUAUUCGUAUAUCGAUUAUCCUUGAAAAAUUGUUUUAAUAUAAUAUUUCCCACAUCGAACGAAAGACAAUCACGCAAAGAAGAAGGAUCCCAGGCUAUUAUUAGAAGGACUUCAAAAGACGAAAUAAGCUCGAGUAUUAGGAUAGAAGAAAGCACACGAGACACGAUAGGUUCACCUGUAUCCUCGAUAUCCAUAUCACGUGCAUCAUCCUACUUGGACAUCUGCAACCCUAUACCCGUAUGGAUAUCCCGAGUAUGCGUUGAACAUCAAGUGUGUACUACGUGAUCAUCAUACAUAUACAGAAACAUUUUUUUUUCGCUGGUAUUACAGAUGCAUUAGGCUCGCAUAACGUCGCAACGAUCUUCCCAUCGAACUAAUCAAAUCCACUAGCCCUAUCUUUCAAUCCACUUGCAAAAUAUCCUUAAACGAAUUUCAGUCCUUUCGAAAUAUUCGUUUAAAAAUCUUCACGCGAUAGUAAAUAAUUAUUAUUGGUUGUCAUCUUUUA
Messenger RNA from Bombus huntii, 3779 nucleotides. Its product is annotated as adenylate kinase 8. The transcript has 11 exons. The record is from RefSeq and is a predicted model, not a curated record. Gene Ontology annotation, molecular function: nucleoside diphosphate kinase activity; AMP kinase activity; ATP binding. NCBI's taxonomy places the organism in Eukaryota, Metazoa, Arthropoda, Insecta, Hymenoptera, Apidae. Gene Ontology annotation, cellular component: cytoplasm. Gene Ontology annotation, biological process: nucleoside triphosphate biosynthetic process. The coding region runs from base 369 to 1961 and encodes 530 amino acids.